Messenger RNA from Rotaria sp. Silwood2, 4095 nucleotides. NCBI's taxonomy places the organism in Eukaryota, Metazoa, Rotifera, Eurotatoria, Philodinida, Philodinidae. The record is from the annotation of a GenBank genome assembly.
AUGUUUCAAGAACUUUUAUUAAUUCGAUUAAUAUCACCAUCUCGAAUUGAAAUUAUUCUAAAUAACGACAAAACUCGAAGUGAAUUACACAAAUUUUCUAUUACUAAUGGUACUAUAACGUUUGUGAUUAAUUAUCUCACUUAUAUAUUAAAUAUGUGUACCGACAAUGAUUUAUUGAAUUCAAUAUUUGUUGGUUUGUGUUUAAUGAUAAAAACAGAAAACAUUUUUAAUUUUAACACAAUUCAACCAAUAUUUACAGCAAUUUUGCCAAUAUUAAUAGAAUAUCUAUUGAAGAAUACUAUCAAUCAUGAAUAUGAGAAAAAUAAUUUAUAUACAAUAUGUUGGCUAAUUGGUAGAAUGAGUAAUCUGAUGAUCAUUGGUUCUGAACAGAAUUUAUCGGAAUUGAAACAUAUUGAUAAAUUAAAAUCGCUUCUAUUUUCUGGUGGAUGUGAACAAAUAAUAAUUGAAAAAAAUAAAUAUCUAUUUGAUUUAUACAACUCAAAUCUUGCUAUUUAUAGUCAAUUUAAAUUUGAUAAUCAAAUGCAACAAUCAUCAUCGUCGUUAGAUGGUGAAUUUUUAAUGUCAGUUUACAAUAAUAUUGGUGAAGGUGCACGAUUAAUAUCAAAAAUGAAAGAACAUGUUGAAGAUAGACAACAUUUAUUGAAAUCAAUCGAACAACAAGCAAAUGAUGCAUGUGCUGCUCUAUUUGCUGUUUAUAUUAAACACUAUCGUCGAAUUGAUCUCGCUAAAAGGGAAUUAUUACGAAUGAAUGAUCAAAAACCACACAAUAAACUGAUGUCAAUUUAUGAAUGUGCAAAUGAUGUUAAAAUUUUAUUUGCUACAACAAAAGCACAAGGUGGUGAUUUAGAUGAACUUUAUAAACAAAUUAAAAUGAAUACAUUAUUUCUACUUUUACAUGUCAAAGAAACAAAUUUAAUACCAAUCAUUGAAGAAGAUGAAGAUUUGUCAUCAUUAGCAAUAUUAAUAAAUACACAAUCAACAAAACGAGUAUCAUUUCAGCGACAAAUUUCACGAUGGACAAAAGCUAAAUAUGUUCUUCGAUUACUUCCUAAAAAACAAACUAAAGAAAGACAUACUAUUGAAAGUAAUUUAAAUCGAUUAAUCGAUGCUUUUGUCUAUGGUGAUUUUUACAAAAAUACAACAUCGAUAAUUAGUCAAGAAAAGAAAUUAGAAUUGGAUGAACUUUCUCAAUGUAUGUCUCAAUAUUAUGAACGAGCAAUGACGCGAUUAAUUACAUAUCGAUUUAUUCAUAAAUUUAUUCAAAAUUUACUAAAAAUCAAUGAUCAAAAUCGUAUUGUGACAAUUUUUUAUCUUUAUUUACCUCAUUUAAGAAAUUCAGAUUUGGAAUGGUCCUAUUUAGAAAAUAUCGAAGCAACAAACAAUCAACUUAAAGAACAAAUUAGUAAUACAUAUUAUUCAAUUAUCAAAACUGUUUUCUCUUUUAUUUUACACUUAAUAACAUUAAAACCAAAAUUAUUAGUACAAAAUAUGUUCAAUUUACUUAAUCUAUCUUAUAAAUCUAUUGAUAUUAUCUAUCUAAAUCAAGAUCAAUUUAUUGAAAUAUUAUUUAUAUCAUUUGUUAGUUUUGCUAAAGAAUCGAAUCAUAUCAUUUCAUUAGAUACAAAAUUAACUGCAUACAAUUGGUUUCGUUUCUAUGUAUUCAAAUUAUGUGAAAAUAUUGAACUAGAUAAAAUUAAAAGUACAUCUAAUAAAAUAGUAGAAAAACAACAACAAUUUAUUUUUAAUACACUUAUCUUAAACGAAUUGAAAACGUUAAAACAAUUAUUAUCAAUUGAUGUAGAAAACGAAAUUGAUAAUUCGAUAGAAAAUAAUAAGUAUUCGAUAGAUAAUGCUGCAAUCGAUUGGUUUGUUAAAGCAGCAAUUGAAAAUGAUACAUUAAUUUAUUUCAAUAAAUUAUCAUCAAAAAUCGAUAUUGAACUUUGUACAAAUCAAUUAUUGGUACUUUUGGUUCGAUGUGUUUAUUUAUAUGAUAAUGUUCGAUCGAUUUGUGCAAAUAUUGAUUAUGUUGAAGAAUUAUUGUAUAUUUAUCGUAAUAGUAAAAAUCGUGCUACAAUUUUACUUUCAUUAAAAAUUUUACGCAAUAUAAUUCCAUUAUUACCAGAAAGUGAAACAACAAUUAUUACUAUGAAAAGUUCAUUAGAUGAAUUUUUAUUCUCAAUUGGUAAUAAUUUUACUAAACAAAAUAGGACAUUAGAGACAAUUAGUGAAUUAAUAAAUGUCUUUCGUACAAUAAUGUCUUUAAAAUCACCAUGGCAAAUGAUGGCAACACAACUUGUUUUCAAUAGUAUUGUAUCGUGUGUAAACGAAAUCAAUAUGAAAUCGUUGAAAAUCAUUGAUACAAUUGAAAUGAACCAUGUUUUUGCAUCACUAUCGAUUUUAGGUGGAUAUUUGUCACCAUACUGUUUAGGUUCUGUUGUUAACGUUUAUCCCAAUGAAGAAAGUAAUGAAUUUGAUUUAGCAUUAAUUAUUGCUAUUAAUACCAAUGAUCAGAAUUCGGAUUCGUCUGAAGUUUUGCCGUAUUUUAUUCAAUAUUUACAAACCAAUAAAACUGAAUGGAUUGCAGCUGAAAAAUUACGAAUUCAAAUAGAUUUUUUCCCAUCGAAUCUAUUUAUAUCUACAAAUAUCAAUGAUUCAAAUGCUAUGAUACACUCACUAUUUGAUGCAUUAGGCUAUAUAAUACAAGUCGAUACAUCAACAACAGAAUCUUUAAUAUUACUAGAAUUAAAACGUCGUUCCAUGUCAACCUCAGAUUAUUUAUUAAAUGAUAAAAAUUUAGUCGAAAUUUUCAUGGAAAAACCGUACGCAUUAGUAAUCGCUAAAUUAUCAAUGCAUGAUUCUUUAUUUAAAAAUCAUUCAUUGCCUGUUGAUUUACGUUUAUUCAAUCAAAAACAUUUAGAACAAUAUUGUUUAAGUUUAGAUACUUGUGUACGGUCCAACGAAAUUAUAGAAACAAAAAAUAGUAGUAGUAAUGAUGAAACUACUCAAGAUACAAUAAUCAUGCAAAAUCCAGAUGACACUCCAUUUACUAUUUGGAAUCAUGAUGAAUUUAAUCAAAAUCUAUUGAUUGUGAAUGCUUUAUCAAUAAGCGCAUUGAAAUAUAAUGGAUGGAAGCCUUAUACAUCGAAAUCAGAAAUUGAACCAUUUGAAAAUGGUCGAAUUGGAGAUAAAGAAAUAUCAAUUGUUUCAUUGCCGCGUGACUUAAUUCAUCCUAGUUUAAUCGAAGAAUGCGGUGAAAAACAUCGAUUCAAAGGAGGAAUUAAUCUAACUACUGGUCGUAUAGGGGGCAUAUUUCCAACGUUCAUCGUUGAUGAUCUACAACUGACGGAAGGUAAAUGGUAUUAUUGCGUUCGUUUGCCAAUCGGUGGCAUUGUUCAAAUUGGUUGGGCAACAACAGGAUUCUCGACCGCUUGUUUUCAUAGCAUUGGUGUAGGUGAUGAUAAAUAUUCAUGGUCAUACGAUGGAUCACGUGGUUUUCUCUACAACGAUGAUAGCUUUCAAUUUCCAUCGGAAGAAAUUCGUUGGAAAGAAGGUGACAUUUGUGGAUGUGGAAUUGAAAUUGAUGGUGAAAAUACACGAAUUAAAUAUUGGUUAAAUGGAACAUUUUUAGGUACACUUUUUGAACAUCAAGCAAAUAUUGGAACAUCAACAACAAAAUGUAACAUGUUACCAUAUGAACAUUCAACAGUUUAUUUUCCUGCUGUUUCACUUCAAGUAUCUUGGUUAAGUCUAAGUCAUAUUGAACUUGUAAUUAGUCCAGAAGAUAUGGCACAAUGUCCAUUACCAAAUGGAUAUAAACCAUUAUUAGUUCCAAAAUUAAUCGAUAUUGAAAAUUCGAUUGUUCCUUAUCCGUACAGAGCCUAUUCAGUUUGCUAUGAUGAUAUAAAAAAUUAUGUUCAUAAAAGAUGUAGCACAAAUUCAAUGAAUGUUCUAUGUGAUUUGAUCAAUGAACAUCAUCUUGAUACUUCAUGCACUUUAGAUGAUGGCCAAUUACUUUUGACAGAAGAUAGUAGUGGAUUUCCUUUAUCAAUAGAUAAUCAACAAACAUCAUCCUGA